AUGCCGGACUAUCUGGGAGCUGACCAGCGCAAGACCAAGGAGGAGGAGGAGAAGGAAGACAAACCCAUCCGGUGUAAGUGGGACCGAAAAGUGUUUUCCAUUGGGGCCUACAGCUGUCUCUAAUGGACGGGUUUAGAACUCGGCCCAGAAUGUCCAGCCUGGCACCCCCCCCAUUGAGCAGAGACAGGGGGGGCAUGCACAAUUAGUUAUUAAACAAUACAUCUUCCAUUGGUGUGGUGAUGUCUGUUUAUAAAGACUAAUAAGUAUUUUGCUUUUUGUUUUGUUUUUUUGUAGUUUUUUUUUUUUUUUUAUAAACCUAUUUUGCUUUUUAUUUAGAAGCCUGAUAAAUAAUGCAGAUGCAUACCAUGUUAUCAUAUGCACAUAGAGCCUAAUGCUGAAGUAAGCAGGGGACCCUGAUGAAGACCCCCCUCCCAGCAGCUUUGAUGUAAACAAUAAGAUAGAGCAGGGAAGGAUGCUCAGUAGGUGCCUUGUCAACUGCUAAGGCUGUUUAUGGGCUGCUGUUAGCACUAAUGUGGGUAAUGUACACCUUCAACAUCAGCUGUCAGGUUACACAGUAUAUGUAGACAUAAAAUCCUGAACACGAAUUAGAAAAACAGGGCGCCACAAUCACCAAGUAAAUUUUCUGAUUCGUGUUCAGGAUUUUGUGUCUUUUUUGUAUGGAGGUUUUGGAGUGACCUCAUGACAGUGGCUUGCCUGCACUAGUUUAUUUCACCACCUUUACUUUUUACGUUUUGGUGUAUAUGUAGACAUAAAAGAGACUCAAAUCAACCCACUUCUUGCUGUUGAUCCGAAAUAAUCUGAAAACCCCAAUUUAAAUAAUUUUAGAAUGUUGCCAUGCAAUGGGAGAAAAUUCCUUCCUGGUGUUAAAAUGGAAAAUAAAAUAAUAUUCUAUUUGCAUAAAACGCCAUGUAUCUGCAAAGCCAAAUGUUCUUUUUGCAAUGCUCAGGUGGCAUUUAAAAAAACAAACAAAAAAAAAACACCAUAACAAUUGCUCCCAAACCUGUGUUGGUGAUAUUUUGUUAAAUUAUUUUUUUCCUUUUUUUUACAGCACUCGAUGAAGGAGACAUAGCAUUGUUAAAAACCUAUGUAAGUCAAAGUGUUUUAUCCUGUAAAAUAAUUGAUUUCAUAUUUGUUGAAUUUGAAUAGAUAGCGGUAUUCUUAAGCCAUAUUGGCCUUUACUGAUUGUGUAUAAAUAGUGUUUUCUAUUUCCCCCAUUUAUUAUAGUGGCUAGCAAAGUACACUGACUGAUCUAUUUUCCAUUUUAUCAUAUCAUUGAAUAAUUCUUACUCUUCAGAGAUUUGUCCAAAUCCCAAGCUAAUAUCCCCUAUAACAUAAUUGGUUUCAUGGUCUGAGUUCUGUUUCUUCUUUAUCAUAUAUAGUACAUUUGUUCAAAAGUUAUAUAAUUGUUCCACUUUGCAGAUAAAAAAAACAAUUUGCAUUUAGAAUUCAAUAAAACAAUUGCUUGUUGCCUUUUACAGGGACAGAGUACAUAUUCUCGUCAGAUUAAGCAGGUAGAAGAUGAUAUCCAGCAGCUUCUUAAAAAAAUCAAUGAGCUUACAGGUAUGUCUUCUUUGUUUUAUUUAGUUUAAAACUUCGAUUCUAAGAAGUGUCUAUUCCGUGUUUCCCCUACCUAAAUUGUACUAUUAUAUUUAAAUAAUUUAUUUCCCAUCAGCAUAUUUUGGUUUUCUAUUGCCGUAAUAUUUGUUUCUGUUUUUACUUGGUUAGCCCAAAACCAAUUUAAGUUUAAAAAAAAAAAAAAAAAAAGGUUAUUUAAUGUGGGAGAGGCUGCUUUCAUGCCAUCAAAAAUAUGUGCAAUGUGUCUGUAAAAGCUGUUACUUUUACAUAGUAUAUACUGAACCAAUCAAGAAGCCUGUUGGAGUAGUGUACUAUUUACACAUAUAUAUGUACAAUUCUCAUUUUCAGGGAUUAAAGAAUCUGAUACAGGGCUUGCUCCUCCAGCCCUGUGGGAUUUGGCUGCUGACAAACAGACUCUCCAGAGUGAACAACCACUUCAAGUGGCCAGGUAAAAUCUUCAUAAAAUGGGUGUUUUGGAGAAUUCUUGCAUAAUAAUCAGCUCCAGUGUCUCACACAUUUUUAUGAUGUAGAAUUAUAAAGCAGUCUGCAGUUAAUAUCUUCAGAUCUGAAUGCCUUGCAUAGUUUGCAGGAGUGUGUGUAGACGUUGGUUCGGUUAGGUGGCCUUUGAAUGUAUAACAAUAGAUAAAGAUGUUAUUAAUUAAAAAAAAAAUGUUUAAAGCACUAUAAUUGCACAGCAAAUACAAAGCCUACUCUAUAAUUAUUCAUAGGAGAUAACAAGCAAUUUAAAUCUUUUUUGAGUAGAUUGUGUUAGCUGUUUCUUAUGUGUAUGUUUAUUAUUUAUUUGUUUUGUUUAGAUGUACAAAAAUAAUCAAUGCUGACUCAGAGGAUCCAAAAUACAUUAUCAAUGUCAAACAGUUUGCCAAAUUUGUGGUUGACCUCAGUGAUCAAGUUGCUCCUACUGACAUAGAAGAAGGCAUGAGAGUUGGGUAAUUAUUACAUCACAUUUUUAUGUUAAACCAGCCUCUUUACUUAUGUGUCAGUCUGUUUGCAGAAAUUUCACUUGCCCAAUUAUGUGACAUGAAAUAUUACUUGUUUAAAUGAUACAGGAUUGAAAAUUAUUGAGCUGUUCUUUAUCAAUUAAAGGGUAAACAAUCUGUCUCUGAACACUGAUAAAUAUAUAUAUUCCUUUUUCCUGCAGUGUGGACAGAAACAAGUACCAGAUCCAUAUACCUUUGCCUCCCAAAAUUGAUCCAACUGUAACUAUGAUGCAGGUAACUGAAAUCUUAAAGUUAUUGUUUAUUUAUUGAAAUUACGUGUGUAGCAUUUUUCCCUUGGUCCAAAACAAGUCUUAUUUUUUUUCAUUUUUGAUUCACCUUGGGACAAUCGCAUUUGGUUCCAUAAGAUUGGGUGGUGAUUUUAACCUAUUUGUACUGUUUUGCAUUGGCUUGGUGUUUUAAUUUAUGGUGGGAGCGAGGGUUGAGACAUUUUACAGCCAUAAUAAAAAGGGUAUAUUUAUUUACGAGAGAUGGACAGACCUUACAUUCUAAUAAACAGUGUCUGCAUUCGUGUACAGGUAGAAGAGAAACCUGAUGUGACUUACAGUGAUGUCGGAGGUUGUAAGGAGCAAAUUGAAAAGCUAAGGGAAGUGGUUGAAACACCCCUUCUUCAUGUAAGUAAAUGCAUGUAUAUCCUGCACUUGAUUUUGUCUGAGAUGUGAACAAGCAGAGUGCUAUUUUGAACUCUUCUAUUACUAAGUAGUCACCACAGAAUUUAGAAGGCAGCGUGUUAUAAUAUCAUAUAGAUGUUUCAAUUCUUUAAAGAUGCAUACUAUAUAGAACUGUGUAUAAUCUGUUCACUGUCAUAAAUGUAGCAACUUGUGAACUAAGAUCACAUCUAAAACAAUUCCUAACUUGGCUUGGGAAAGAAACAGCAGAGGUAAAUUACUAACUAAUGUAUUUCCUAAGAAAAACAUAAUUGAUAACACACUCUGUUAUUUUUAUUGAGUUGUGGACAUUGCAAUAGAAACAAGUACCAUUGCAUACACAUUACACAUCUGUUUUUGCUUCCUGUAGUGUAUAGACAAACAUGUGUUAUUUGAUAAAGAUAUAUCUUAAAAUGUCUAUUGGACACAUGCCAUGUAUGAAUGGAUUUCCUGUUUGUUUUGUAACCAUGUGGCCUCCUUUUCAUUUGUAGCCAGAGCGAUUUGUCAAUCUUGGUAUUGAGCCUCCAAAAGGAGUUUUGUUAUUUGGUCCCCCAGGAACAGGCAAAACUCUGUGUGCACGUGCAGUAGCUAACAGGACUGAUGCCUGCUUCAUCAGAGUCAUUGGGUCAGAACUGGUCCAGAAAUAUGUUGGAGAGGUAAGAACUUUUUAUUUAUAUUGUCAUCACACAAUACAAAACACUUCCCUGUUCAGUGGAUAUAGCCAGGAGGUACUUAUUUUUAUUUAGAACUAGUAAAAGUAAGUUUUGUUUUUUGCUUCUAGUUACAUUAAAAAUAUCCACCCACUUCAGCAUGAGAGCAGGGAAGUUAUAUAAUUUUCUAAUAACACACAGAGCAUGUCUCUAUUAGGGUUGUGCAUGGGUAAAAAAUUAGUUUUGUUAAUUUUCAAAUUUUGGUUUAUCUAAAAAUAUUGAUUCAAGCAAAUGUUAAUUUCCAGAAUUCAGAGAAUGGCUUUUCUUAAUUUUUCUCUCUGAGCUGUUUUAAUAGAUGACUCCACAAUUUGGUAUCCAUACAUGGAAUUGCCAUAAUUAAAGGAUAUCAACUUAAGGACAUGUCUACUAAACAACUGGGAGAGCAGUUAAGGGUAUUUUUUUUUUUUUUUGCAUUUUCAUUUGUUAGGUAGAUAACUCCCUAAUACGCUGUUAUUAAAACUAAUUGGAAAUAAUUUGUUUUCGACUUUAGUUCCGAAUUAUCUAGUUUUGUUUUCCUUUGAUUGGAAGUUUCAGAAUUACCGUGUUUGGCCAACAUUCAAUUCGAAACGUAACAAAUUGCACGUUCUAGUCUCUAUAUAUCUGUGGUAGAUUAUGUUUUCAUUUUGCAUUUUUCCCGGAAGCAGUGUUAAACCUCAUGCAUGUCCUUUGUAGAACUGCAAACUUCAUUAGGAUCUUUAUUUACACGAAGCGCAGCACACUAUGGAGCAUAUUCUUUAGAAUAUAUGUAUUAUAAUUUGUUUUCCCUGUAGCAGUCAAGGAGGAAUAUUAAAACUAGUUCAUGUCAAUUGUAGAAUUGCAUGCUUUACCAUUCUUUUAACUUAAUUCCUGCAAACAUGUUUUAAGUCAUUCCAGUGUUAACCUGAAUACUACACAAAAGUGUAAAUCACUUUCUGUCUGCUGGUAUCUAACACCGUGUGGUUAUCCUUUCAGGGAGCACGCAUGGUGCGUGAGCUGUUUGAGAUGGCUAGGACAAAGAAAGCAUGUCUUAUUUUCUUUGAUGAAAUUGAUGCAAUUGGAGGUAUGUGAUAUCUAGUUGAUUCUAUUUUACAUAUAAUAAUAUAAAUGUUCUGAAUCCUCUCUCCAAUUUUUGCACAAACAUAGAUUUAUACCUAAGCCUGCUUUGAUCUGGAAUUUCCUUGUAUAGCUUCACCUUUUGAACAUCAUAAAAAUAAGUAUCUUGAUUGUUUCCUGUCAAGGGAAACCUUACAUCAUUGCAUGUGUAGGUAGCUCACACUUGCAUGCCACUUCUCUCUUGUGGGUUUACCAGGGUCAGUUUGCAUCAGAUGAUGAUGUGGGUUCUGUCAACAAUAGGUUUAAACUGGAAAGUCCUCUGGCAGUUUUCCAGACUGUUUUCUAGACUGAUUUAUAAAGGGUUAUUGUAAACUUCUGGGAUAUUGCGCUUGCAAUGCAGUGCACUGGGUGCAAGGGAAGUUGUUUUUGUGGCUACCACCAAAACCAUUUGCUGGAUCCUGUUCUGGUACUUUUAUCUGGCAUGAGCCCAUGUGUGUGCUGUACUCUCAAGCACUUGCAAGAGUAGCACACUGUUUAAGGAGAAUCCCACAAGAUCGAGAGUCGCCAUAGACCAUGCCUUUUUUUUUUUUUUCUGGGGGAUAUGACAAAACUUAAAAGGGAUAGCUCUGCCUUUUCUAUUAUCAUGUUCGGGGGGAAAAAUGUAUGAAAAAAUGACUAUAUUUUGACUGAACUGGAAUUUCAGUGAAAUUCCAACACAGUCAAUGUGCGUAUUUCAUAAAGAUCUUAUCUUUCGGAAAUACUCAUUUGUUGGGGGAUGAAGGAGUUACAGAGCCGCUUUAAUUUAAAUCUCUUUUUUUGUAUUGGUACUGUCUGUUUGCCCCAAAUGCAAGUACUGCUCUUUAUUUAAGUGAAGUGAAAAAACACAAAUUAUCUAUUUAAUUAAUUGUAAAAUCUGUCCUGAGUUUGAUAGAAUAUAUUGCUCAAGUUUAUAUUUGUCCUCCUGGAAACAUGGCUUGUUGGUAUUCAUAUAGAACUAGAGUUCACCAGUGUUGAACAUUUUGCUUUUUUAUCCAAAUAAUACUGCUUUUUACCAUCUCUGCAUGUGCUUACAAGUCCUGUUAAUUUGUCAAAAUUACUAUCAGAUGGAUCACAUUGAACAUUUAGAUGAGCCUUAAAACUUGCACUAUUUGUGUGCAAACUGGUGGCUGACUUAAAGAAAAAAAAAAGUUUUAUAGUUUGCAUUUAAAAAAAAAAAUACAUUUUGUGUUGUGUUUGUAUUAAAUAUAAAGAAAAUAUUAAUUAAAAAAGCAUGUGACUUUUUUCUUUGCCUAGCUUAAGUAGAAAAAUAAUCUCAACUCUUUUAAUAGGAGCUCGUUUUGAUGAUGGAGCUGGCGGUGAUAAUGAAGUCCAGCGUACAAUGUUGGAAUUGAUCAAUCAGUUGGAUGGCUUUGAUCCCAGAGGAAAUAUCAAAGUACUAAUGGCUACCAACAGACCAGACACUUUAGAUCCUGCACUGAUGAGGCCUGGGAGACUGGACAGAAAAAUUGAGUUCAGUUUACCCGAUCUUGAGGUAAAAUUACUUUUAAAUAUGUCACAAUUAUAGCUCUCUCUAUGUAAAACAUAUUUUUAGGUGUCAUAAGAUAUUCUGAUUAUUAUUAAUGAAAUGGUAUUGCUUCCUACUGUUUUUGUUUUGCAGGGACGUACACAUAUAUUCAAAAUUCAUGCUCGUUCUAUGAGCGUUGAAAGAGAUAUAAGAUUUGAACUACUGGCCCGACUGUGUCCAAAUAGCACAGGUAUGGUAUUCAAAUUUGUUUAUAAAAGUGUUUUGCUAACUGAUUUAAUGUUCAUGAAUAAGAAGCAUAUAUAUUUAAUGUACUUUAUUUGAAAGAAGAAUGUCAUUCACGUUUAGUUUUAUGAAUUACUUGAGUGUUCAGUGCUUUUGGAUAUCAGAAUUGAACACUCCAAGCACCAUAACCGCUUUAGCCCACUGUAGUGGUUAUGGUGCUAGCAUGGUGUAGAGCUGCACUACAGUAAGUCAAUGUUUUAGUACGGUUUGGAAAUUUAUCUGUCACCUGGGUGUCCAUUUCACAAACCUUCUUCUGCAGGAGCAAAAUAAUCUCUGUAGAAUAAAGCUCAACUGUUUCAGGGCUCUUCUCAGCCAAUGUAGCAUUCUGUUAUUCUCCAUAUCAAUUGUUUUAUUGUGGCAAACUAACUUUCUCUCUCUUCCUGUGUAGGUGCUGAAAUUCGCAGUGUGUGCACAGAGGCAGGGAUGUUUGCUAUCCGAGCCCGUCGCAAAGUUGCAACAGAGAAAGAUUUCUUAGAAGCUGUUAAUAAAGUCAUCAAGUCAUAUGCAAAAUUCAGUGCUACUCCAAGAUAUAUGACCUACAAUUAA
Molecule: messenger RNA, 7354 nt
Organism: Pelobates cultripes (western spadefoot toad)
Lineage: Eukaryota; Metazoa; Chordata; Amphibia; Anura; Pelobatidae
Source: the annotation of a GenBank genome assembly